UGUAGUUCCAUCACUGGAGCAUCGACCUAUCGACACAAGUCCAACUUUAUGUGUUGAACAAAUUAAUUAUCAGUCUUAUUACCUUUAAAUGCACAAUGUAAAGAGGGUCUUUUUAUCAGAUAUGUAUCCUUUGUUUUCAGUUACCUAAUACCAGACUUUGAGGUGCCCACGUGAUGCGGCGAGCUUUUAUUUAGCUUAGCAGGCUAGUCUCACGCCGGUCACGACUAGUUAAGGUGAAGCUUUUAUGUUGUUAACUAGUUCAUUAACCAGCUGCAGAAGCACCGAGAAAACCUGCAACACUGGACGCCUAGAAGCUCAAGCACCUUUUACUUCACAGCAUGAACUGCCCCCCUACGAAGCGACUCCGAGGCCUGAACCAGGAAGUAGUGACGGCCUUCGAAGACCCUUUUGGAGAUGAUGAAGAAUUCACCCAGGAUGACUUGAAUGAAAUAGACAUCCUUGCCUCACAGGCCAUCACCUCAGGAGAAGGAGGGACAGGAAUGGGAUUUAACCCAGGAACCAGGCCCAGCGGGCCCACUCGACCAACGACUCUGACCAAAGCUGCAUCCAAUAAGAGCAGAGAAAAUUCAUUUGGUCACAGAAGCAAUGCUGGAAAACCUAGCAGGGAACCUCUUGGUAACAUGCAGCAGCAGUUUGAAUCAGGAAGAGAGGACUCGUACAGACUGCUGGAGGCCCAGCACGCAGACCUUAAGAGGAAGCUGAAGGAGGUGGAGGAGGGGAUCGUGUUGAAGAGCGGAGAGAUCCAGGUCCUGAGAGACUCUCUGAAAGCAGCUCAGCAGCAGAAAGAGACUCAGAGACAAAACCAGAUCCAGCAGGAGACUGAUAGGCAGAAGGAGCACAGUGACAGGGAGAAGGAGCUCAACAGGAAGGUUCAGUCGCUGCAGUCUGAGCUACAGUUUAAAGAAGCAGAAAUCAAUGAGAUGAAGACCAAACUACAAUAUUCAGACAAAAACAAGAUGGCAUCUCCACUGGCUAGAAACAGUCCCAAAGUCCUCGGCUCUCUGGGCCAGAUGCAUCAUGGGAGUGGCAGUAGCAGCUCUUCUCCAGUUGGAAACGGUUUCAAAGAAAUGUUUGAUGUCCAGACAUCAUCCAAAAUGACACCAGUGAAAACACCGGUGAAGACAUGGAGAGAUGAUAGAGGGUCCAGCAGCAGGUCUGGGGACAGACACGAAGCGCCUCGUCCAGACCCCUUCCUGUCUGUCAGGCCUGCUCAUCUGCAGUACAGAGGUGGUGUCCUGCUCAGAUUGUUGUUGCAGCAGCCUCUGUUUCCCAGCAGUCUCGGCCUCUCUCACCUGCAGGCCAUGGCCAACUCCAGUGAGCUGUCAGCAGGCUGCCAGCUUUCCUCUGAUCCACCCGGUGCAGCCAGUGUGGAUGGAGCUGGGUCCUCCAGAGCUGCUUUGAAUUUGGUCCAGAGUCUGGCUGUAACUGGACUGAACUUGAUGAGUCAGAGUCAGCCAGGGACUCCAGCCAGUACCAGACAUAACAGGUCGUGUCCCGGCGCUGUCCUCCUGCUCCCACUCUUGGACCUUCACCUGUCUCAGGUCUGUGUGGUUCUGGACUCGCUCCGAUCCUCUGCUGCUGGCCGCCGAGGUUCGGACUCUGCAGCUACCUGCUCACUUUCGGCCUUUCCGGGGCUGGGGGGGUCCGAGGAAGCUGGACCGUCUGGUUUCAGCCCUGAAGACGCUGGUUUAGCUGCUCUGAGGCUCCUCCGUGUCCUGCUAGCCCACAGCGACGAGGCGGUGGUGGCCGUGUUGUUAAAGGAGACUGGCAGCACAGACAACAAGACUGAAUGCUCUGCAGCACGUUUGGGUCCCUGCUCCCACAACACCCUGCUGCCUUCGCUCCUGCGGCUGUGUGACACGCGGCUCGCUGAUAACAGCUCGCAGAAGGACGAGCUUGUCCUUAGCGCUGUGAAGACACUGUGUGUCCUCAUUGAAAGGACACCACGAGCACAUUCUGAGAGGUUGCAGUGUGUUUUGCAGGUAGUGUGUAUGUGUGUGACGGCAGACAGCCGGCUGCAGACCGUGUCAGAGUGCGUGUCUGUUCUCUCUGCGAUGUCUGAUCAUGAAGCUCUGGCCAAACAGCUCUGCUCUGAACACGAUCCUUGUAUUUUCCUGAAGUUGUUCAAAUGGAUCAGAACCAGACCAGACAACCGAGCAACACACACAGACUGGAUUCUGCUGGACCUGCAGGUGGUUCGCCUGUUGAGCAGACUCACUCAAGGGGCACAGACCUGGAUGACCACCGAGCAGCGCACCUGUCACUGCCACAUUGAGCUGGUUCAGACAGUUGUGAUCGUUCUCCACCGUCAGUGGCUUGAUAUUCGUGGUUCUCAGGAACUAAUGGACUCAACAGUCUCGUCCCCGCAGCGGUGCUCCGGCUCACGUUGGUGCCGCAGCCCGGCGGCGUCUCUGCUUCGAGAGUGUCUGCUGCAGCUGCACUGGCUGCUGCUGCACCACGGCAACUUCUCAGAGAGCUGCAGGCCGCUGCUGCACAUGUACGACCAGAUGAUCCCGGCUGUACGAGACACGCUGAGGAAGAUCCCGGAGCUGAGCGAGAGCGAGGAACUGGCCUUGGAGGACAUCUGCCGCUCUGAGGGUGAUGACACCGACGACAUGGACACGGACACUGGGUCCUGAUUGGCUGCUGCCGCUGACCCCUGGACGCGCACGAGGGACAGCAGAUCAGAUGUUUCCACAGACUGAAGACGAGGCAGUUUCUUUGUUUCCAUCAAACAUUUAUGCGGCGUGGUUCUGAUCAGAGAUGAGUCGGAGGAAAACAGGAAUCAUUGUGCUUUCUAACAAUAAAACAUGAAGGUGAAAUAACACUGAGGCCGUCUGUAGUCAUGGCCGCUUGUUUUUCAUCGCCUUCCCUCUCCGACGGUCUGCUUUAUCAGAGGAACGUGUGCUGGCGACAACAGACUUUAAUCUCACACUUAUUAACAACUGUUAUCAGUUUCUCGGAACACCAAGAUGCCUUGUUUUAACUACUUUGUAAAAUCAACACGUAAUUAUUAAAGAAACUGAAAAUUUCCAUUUCAUGAAACAUUUGUCCUCAGUGAUGAUUUUAUACCUUCCACUACUCUAAUACUUAGUUGUCAUGAAUUAUUAGAGAAUAAAAUAAGGGAGAGCUUCUGCUUAUGCUGCUGUUUGUUCUGGAGCAGAAAGUUAGUUAAAAAAAUUGAGACCAUUCUUAUGUCUAAAAUAUAAAGUUACAAACACUGGUGCAAUAACGAUUGCCUCACCACCUCAUACCAGCACUUACCAAAGAUACCUUGUUCCGUUUGUUCCUUUCUAGAUUUAAUAUGUACAAAAACAGAAGUGUUAAAUCUGAAAUUGGCUCAGUUCAGUACAGGUAAAAGAUUAAAAUAAAAAAAUCUUAACACAGCAGUUGUUGUGUACAAGUAAGAAAACAGCAAGUUAGUUUUAAUAUAGUGCAAAUAAAUAUAGUUUGGGGAUCAAAGCUCUUGAAAUCUCGUCAUUAAAAUGAGGACGAACACUAGAGGGCGUCUUGUCUGUUGAGUAGAGGUCGUUCACACUCGGGGAAAAGGUCACGAGUGGGAAGACCGAUUUUAGUCAAGCUAUCUCAAGAUUAUCACCUCAGUUUUGUAUCAUAAUUCAACAAGUGGUGAUUAUAAUUCCCCUCUAAUUCUGAGAUUUAAUCAUACAGUCACUGAUCAGAACUGCUCAUGUUAUCCAUCACCUGGUAUUUCAAAUCAAAAUGUCACAAAAAAAAACAUGAUUGUAAAAG
This is a messenger RNA of Cololabis saira (Pacific saury), 3771 nucleotides long. It is a transcript of the gene atrip, whose product is annotated as ATR interacting protein. Bases 339 to 2660 code for a protein of 773 amino acids. The transcript is spliced from 18 exons. The record is from RefSeq and is a predicted model, not a curated record. NCBI's taxonomy places the organism in Eukaryota, Metazoa, Chordata, Actinopteri, Beloniformes, Belonidae. Gene Ontology annotation, biological process: DNA damage checkpoint signaling; DNA repair.